Molecule: messenger RNA, 561 nt
Organism: Naegleria lovaniensis
Lineage: Eukaryota; Heterolobosea; Eutetramitea; Acrasida; Naegleriidae
Exons: 2
Coding region: 1-561 (186 amino acids)
Source: RefSeq, a predicted model, not a curated record
AUGAAUCUCUUCUCCCGAUUGAAACCAUCUCAGGUCUCGACCGAAGAUCAUGCUGAAACUCUAUCCUGCAUUGAACAAGCCCAUCCUAACAAUAAUAAUAACAAUAACAACAAUAAUAAUAACACAACCAUACAAACAACAAAUAAAUCUCCACGACCAUCCUCUUCCAAUAAUCAUCAACAAGUUAAAAUUUCCUCAUCCGACACCUCCACUCCUUCUCCCAAUUCAGUGUACAAUACCUUUGAGAAGAAGUAUGAUUUGGAAUCUAAUUUGUCUCAUUUAGGUCAAAUAUUUAAUACCGAGUUGUGUCAUACGGAUCUUUCCGAACAAAAAUUUGAAAGAGAUUUAAUGAGAAUGUUAAAAGUCAUUUCUUUAGUGAGUGUCAAGAAACCACUAUUGGAAACUGGUUCUGUCACCUCUACAACGAUUCUGUCCGAUGAGUCGAUGGAUCAAUUAGUGUUACUUCCAUCGUCGAAAGAGAGUGGUGAACAACAUUUGAAUCACAUCAACCGUUUCACACCCUUGUCACUGUCACCUCGAACAUUUGAAAUCAUUCCAUGA